AUGGUGGGCGUGGUUUCUUGUGUUUGUGUGUUCGUCUUUGCUUUCGCUCAGUCGCUUGCCUUGUUGGUGUGGGGAGGUCUUUGCUUUUGUUUUCUCCGUCGUUGCUUAUGCUUGUCUUCAUCGUUGGAACUACUGCGUCGUCGUCUGGUCUUGUGCGUUGGUGCUUCCAUCGCUUCGUGCUGGCUAUUUUGUGAAAGCAUAAACUACAUUAGAACUCAC
This is a messenger RNA of Amoebophrya sp. A25, 219 nucleotides long. The record is from the annotation of a GenBank genome assembly. Lineage: Eukaryota; Dinophyceae; Syndiniales; Amoebophryaceae.